Molecule: messenger RNA, 1902 nt
Organism: Trichogramma pretiosum
Lineage: Eukaryota; Metazoa; Arthropoda; Insecta; Hymenoptera; Trichogrammatidae
Gene: VhaAC39-1
Product: V-type proton ATPase subunit d
Exons: 6
Coding region: 206-1252 (348 amino acids)
Biological process (GO): vacuolar acidification; proton transmembrane transport; vacuolar transport
Cellular component (GO): early endosome; lysosomal membrane; plasma membrane proton-transporting V-type ATPase complex
Molecular function (GO): proton-transporting ATPase activity, rotational mechanism
Source: RefSeq, a predicted model, not a curated record
CUUCAGACCGAUCAAUUUUGCUUCCCCAAGUCAUAUGAUCGACUCCUGACUUAUGUUUUUCUCGUGACAUCGUACUGCUGCAGAAGGCAUUUACGGGCACAGCAAAACAGCAAGUGUCUACUCGAGUCCUGUACGGAACUGGGCGUGUGAGUGCAGUGCAGUGUAAUUUCCCUUGAGUCAGCGAUCGUCAGAAAAAUUUGCCAAAAUGAAGGGCUGCCUUUUCAAUAUCGAUAACGGAUACCUGGAGGGUCUUUGCCGCGGCUUCAAGUGCGGUAUUCUCCAGCAGAGUGAUUAUCUCAAUCUUGUCCAGUGCGAAACUCUCGAAGAUUUAAAACUACAUCUGGCAGGCACCGACUACGCCAAUUUUCUGGCUAAUGAGCCAUCGCCCUUGUCCGUCAGUACUAUCGAUGAUAAGCUACGUGAAAAGCUCGUGGUUGAAUUCCAACACAUGCGGAAUCACUCAGUAGAGCCGUUGUCUCAGUUUCUUGACUUCAUCACUUACAGCUACAUGAUCGACAACAUUAUUUUGUUAAUUACUGGUACCUUGCAUCAGAGACCUAUUUCUGAGCUCAUACCAAAAUGCCAUCCUCUUGGCAGCUUUGAACAAAUGGAAGCCAUUCAUGUUGCUGCUACUCCUGCAGAAUUGUACAAUGCUGUUCUGGUCGAUACACCUCUUGCUCCAUUCUUUGUGGAUUGCAUUUCUGAGCAAGAUUUGGAUGAAAUGAACAUUGAAAUUAUCAGAAAUACGCUGUACAAGGCUUAUCUUGAAGCUUUUUACGACUUUUGCAAAGAGCUUGGUGGAACCACUGCUGAAACUAUGUGUGAAAUUUUGGCUUUUGAAGCUGAUAGAAGAGCAAUUAUCAUUACAAUUAAUUCGUUUGGUACUGAAUUAGGAAAAGAUGAUAGGGCUAAGCUUUAUCCACGUUGUGGUCGUCUGAAUCCUGAUGGUUUAGCUGCCCUAGCUAGAGCUGAUGAUUAUGAACAAGUUAAAACUGUUGCUGAGUUUUAUUUUGAAUAUGCUGCUCUUUUUGAUGGAGCUGGAAAUAAUCCUGGAGAUAAAACUCUUGAAGAUAAAUUUUUUGAGAGAGAGGUUCGAUUAAAUGUUAAUGCUUUCUUGCAACAAUUCCAUUUUGGAGUAUUUUACAGUUACUUAAAACUGAAAGAACAGGAAUGUCGCAACAUUGUUUGGAUAGCUGAAUGUGUAGCACAGAAACAUCGCGCAAAAAUUGACAACUACAUACCAAUAUUUUAAAUCUAUAAAAAUACUCAAUAUUUGAGUUAAUGGUGUUGAACCUGAAUUAUUGGCCAAUAUUUUUAUUGUGUGGAGAUCUAAAUUUUAAUUUACCUCCAGUUAUAAAUUUAUCGAUUAUUAUUUUUAUUGCUGUAGGCUCCACUUUUUAUUAUAAACUGCCACAAAAUUAAAUCCGCCUGUUAAAAAUCUUAAUGAAUCUUUUAUAAACAUUAAUUUAUGUUAAUUAUUUUGAUGUGAAUAAUUGAUUUUAAAACAUAUCAUCUCAAGUAUUUAUGAUUGCUGAUUACAAAACAUUCUAUAAAUUUAGAUACAAUGGAAAAAAUGAUUAAACUUGAACUCAAAAAUUGAGGAGCAUAACUAAAAUGCUUCAAAAGAUGAACAAGAUUUUACAGAUAUUAAUAAUGUUGAUUUAUAAAGUGUGUAUGAAAAAAUUAAUUAUGUUUGACAUGAUUUUCAUGGAAUAAAUUAUUUAUGUUUGUAACAAUUGCUUCAAAGUCUAUAUCAUGCAAAUUUAUCUAAAGUGACAUCAUAGUUACUGAUUAAAACAACAUUUUUGAGUUUUCAAACAAAAAAUGCAAGUAUUAUGAACGUUUUUGUUGUGAAUUAAGGUAUUAAUUGUAAAUAAAAAUUAUUGAAGCUUACAUUACAAA